UCCCCCCUCCUCCUCCCUUCCCCUCCCCCGCUCGCUCGCCCGACCGCCCCGGCCUGGCCAUUGUGCGCGGGGCAGGAGGCACCGCGGCAUUUCGGGGGUCCUCACGAACGGCGCCCCCCCCCCCCCCUCUUCCUUAGACUACCCCCGCACCACCACUACCAACCACCACCAACAACCCCCCCACCACCACCCCCGCGAGACACUGAAAUCGCCGAGAUCCCCCGCGCCGACAUGGCCGAAGCGCCGCCGAUCAGCGGCUUCGUGCGGCUGCCCGGGUGGGGGCCUUUCGGGGCGGCAGGCUGCGAGAAGAUUAUGGGAAUCGGGGCUGCUAAGGAGCGCGACCCCAGUCUGCAUGUCCCUAACAGGUUUUUGUAUCAAGGGAGGUGGUGCAAUGGUGCGGAGAGGCGAUGCUCGUGGCUCUUUUUCCGUCUGUGAACCCGAGCCCCCCGCUAGGAGCGGUCACCGGUGCAUCGCGGACAGCGCGAACCUCUACGUGUUCGGGGGGUACAACCCGGACUUUGACGAGUCGGGUGGGCCUGGGAACGCGGAGUAUCCCCUGUUCCGCGAGCUGUGGCGCUACCACCUGGCGACGGGCACGUGGCACCGCGUGCCCACCGACGGCUACACCCCCAAGGAGCUCGCCUCCAUGUCCGUCGUCCUGCAUGGCAGCAGCCUGCUGACGUUCGGCGGCACGGGCGUGCCGUUUGGCGAGAGCAGCGGUAACGACGUGAACGUGUGCAACCUGCGCUCGCGUUGCUGGACGCGGCUGCCGAGCCGCGGGCGCAAGCCCAGCAAGAUCUACGGGCAGGCCAUGGCCAUCAUCCACGGCGCUCUGUACGUGUUCGGCGGCACCACGGGCUACGUGUACAACACCGACCUGCACCGCCUCGACCUCGGUACGCACGAGUGGGUCAAGCUGGAGCCCUGCAACGGCCGCGACGAGAUGCCCGGCGAGAGAUACCGGCACGAGAUUGCGCAUGACGACACGAGGAUCUACGUGCUGGGGGGGGGCACCUCGUGGAUGGCCUACCCCCUCGACAAGAUCAACGCCUACAAUCUGGAAAACAACAUGUGGGAGGAGAUCAUGACCAAGCCUCAUGAUAAGAUCGGAUUCCCGGCUGCCAGGCGAUGCCACAGCUGCGUGCAGAUCGGCAAAGACGUGUUUAUCUGUGGAGGCUAUGAUGGAGAGAGAAUCUUUGGUGACCUGUGGCGGCUGAAUCUGGGGUCCUUCCAGUGGACGAAGCUGCCCGCGGAGAUGCCCGAGCCGGCGUACUUCCACUGUGCUGCCGUCACGCCGGCUGGCUGCAUGUACGUGCACGGCGGUGUGGUGAGCAUCCAGGAGAACCGGCGUACGCCGUCGCUGUACCGCGCCUGGCUCACGGCGCCCAGCCUGCUGGAGCUCUGCUGGGAGCGGCUGCUCGCCAGUGCGCCCUGCCUCGCCCACGCCUCCCCACGCCACCUGCUGCAGCUCGGACUCAGCUGGCAGCUCAUCGAUCGCCUGCGCGACACGUGAACUCGCCCGCUCGCUCGCUUGCUCGCCCACUUUGCUGGCGAGCGAGCGAGCCAGGAAAGUGGGAGGGCGGGGUGGAGGGGAUGAGAUGGGACGCACACAAACCAGUCUGCAGUGACGCGUGAACAUUCCCACUCACCCAUUUGCUCACUCACUCACUGGGUGAGGAGGCGAGGAGACGGGUGAACCAUGAGGUGAGGAGGGGAGACACGCAAUGCCAGGCUGCGUGACACAUUAAUUUGUCUAUUCGCUCGCCCGCUCAUUCACCCGCUCGCCCCGCUCACGCGUCCCCUUAACCACUCGCUGGGAUGGAGGGAGCUGGGCAGGAAGUGGGUGGGCGAGUCACAGAGUGGGGGACCCGUGAACUCGCCCACUCGCUCACCCGCCCGGUGAGCAUAUGGGGGGCGCUACCGUGGGGUGGAGGGUGGUGGUGGGGGGGGGAUAUCACCACGACGCAUGCGUGUGUUGUGUGUGCAUUAAGCCAGCUCCACACCUGAGCGAUUAGUUGCUGCAACUCGGUUGUGGCCUGGUGUGCAACGGGGAACCGCUUACGUGUGGACAUCUCUGCAACUCUGUUGCUCGCAGUAAAGACCGAAUCCAGUAUGUAGCGACGCGUUUCGCCUUGUGCCACACAUUCGCGAGCAGCGAUUGGUCGAACGGCCAUUAGGAUCCCGAUUGCCUGAAGCCGUUGAAAGUCCUCGUCGUGCAACUUCUCAUCCAGACUUGGACAAAGCGGCUUCGGAUGCUGAUCGAUCUGUGUCGUUUCCAGAGCGGUUUGGUUGCGCAGCCGAUCGCUCGGGUGUGGAACCAGCUUUACUCAAUAGUGGGGCGAGUAGUGAGCGGAGAGGAGUAAUUUGGCAGUCAAGGUGCGUUAUCGUCGUCGUUAAAGUGAUGGUUUAGAUUUUUUAAAAUUUAUUUUGCACUUUUCGGGAAGGGAGGGAGAGGGUGAAUUGUGACUACGCAUGUAGAUUUGAUUUGAAAACCAAAACAGGCGAUUGAAGAGUGGGGGGGGGGUGGUGGGCAGCCAUGGGAGAAGUGGGGGGCUGGGGGGGGUGGCAGAGACCCCCGCCACAGAGACCGCCGUGCUUCCUAACGCUUCCUGUGCUUCCCCCACACUUCCCGGACGCUCCUUCCCACUGCUCCACCGUCUCCAGCAUGCCUUUUCCACUGCACAACCGAGCCGCACCAGGGCAGGGCCAAGCUGGCCCAGCGUGCGGCUCAGGAGGCGCCAGCGUUGUUUUUCCACUGCAGGAGCCGAGAGCCCCGUGCAAAUGAUGCGGCGACACUUCUUUUGAGUUCCAGCAACCGAAGUCACGGUCCUACUUUUCCCCUAGCCAGAUUCCGAUGUCGCUCCAAGCCAUUUGUCACGUUAUGGGCGCAUCGCAUCUAAGUUGUUGUGAGCCCGUCGUCACAUGCUUUGUUUCCGGCUCGGCUCUGCAAAUAGCCGGUGGAAAACCACCGGUGCUGCGAGGGACCCUUGCUGGCUAGGCUCGGAUGUGCCAGUGGAAAAUUGGUAAGAGGAGAGCAGGAGGAAGAGGAGUAGUAGUGGAGCCUAGGAUCAGUGUCGUGUUGCAUGGUUUUGAUUUAAUUGAGCUGCGAUUAUAAUUAACAAACUCAUUAUUUAAUGGCUGUGUGAUGUGCGCGUGUACAUAUAUACAUACAGACAUAAGGUGCGUGCGUCAAUAGUACAUACCCACCCACCCACACGUGUGUGCGUGUGGCGGCAACGCGGUGAUGGCUCGGGAGCCUGAGGCCUUAGGUUCCAAUCCUUGUUGGGGAGGCUCAGGAUUGUCACCAUCGUCACCAUAUAUCAGUUAUCGGCAUCAUCGGCAGCACCAUCAUCAUUGGCGUCAUCAGUAGCAAUUGCCAUCAUAAUCCGUGGCACCAUGGGUAAGCUGGUAACCGCUUUUAUUCUCAGUCGUUUAGACAACUGCAACUGUGCGCUCGCUAGUUUGCCCAAAUCUACAAUCGCUCCCUUACAGCCAGGCUGUUUAUGGGAUUUCUCGCCUUCCAUAACCCAAGUCACACCAGCUCUUCAAGAGUUGCUCUGGGUCCCAGUGCACAUCCGGGUAGUGUAUAAACUCUUGCCUCGUUAUGCACACGGCUUAGAUAAACACAUUUCCAGCCUUUUACAAAACUCCAACACACCCAUAGAAAAUCUCAUCACGGGGCUGGUAUUGACUCUGCAGACAGCUCUGACUACAACGGCCCACGCGUACAAAACACAUUUGGGGGAGCGCGCCUUCUCGUACCCUGGGCCCCAAGGCUUGGAAUUAACUUGCCAGCAAACUACGUGUAGAUAAAACUUCAAAUGCGUUUCAGAAAGCGUUUACAAUGUUAUAUUUUCAACCUGGCUUUUAAUUCUUGAGCUCAUAAUUAGUGUGAUGCACUGCUGGUCAAUAUUGUAGUCGGCACAAUGCAAGUAACAUUCGUAUAUGGCAGCGCCAUCACCAUCUGCAGCAUCGCCAUCGGCAGCAUCUUUUCACAAUUGGUAUUAUCAUCGAGCAUCAUCAGCAACACUCUCAAUAAUAAUGACAUUUUAAGGUGCAUUUAAUCCUAACGCACCAUGUAUGAAAAGCAGGAAAUAAAUAGAACCAGGGAAAACAUCCAUAACUUGGCGGGAAUGAAGGCCAAUUUAAAGAGGCGAGUUUUCAAGACAGAUUUAAACCGCUCUAACGACUCUUGAUUCUUGAUUGUCUUAUUACCAAAGGCAAAGCGUUGCCCCACAGUCUGGGAGCUGCAAUGGCAAAAGCCUGGCUACCCCAGCAACAGAGCCUUGACCUCGCAGUCCUUAGAAGAAGGCGAUACGAAGAUCUCAGGGACUUCAUUGGGGGUGUAAAUAUGGAUAAGCUCCUGCAAAUAUUGUCGGGCUAAGCCAUUGACAAUUAUCUGGCUCAACCACCUCAAUGUAAAAUUUAAGAGUUGCUGCGCCACAUCAACAUCAGCCACGCGAAGAAGAUCAGCGUCGUCAACUCCAUCGUCGUCAUUGGCAUUCUUUCCCUACAAAAUGAUCAUCGCCACCUGCAGCUUCCGCAUCAUUUCUCCAUCGUCGUCACCGUCGUCAUCCUUGUCGCCGCCGCCGUCGCCAAAAGAGGACCAGAGGAGUACUCGGCACCGGGUGAGGCUGUCGCAGGGCUGUGCCAGGAAGUCGGCUGUUAUUGUCGCCCUCGCCGUUUUUUGUUGAUUCGCUCGGAAUUUAUCAGAAUAGACUGGGCCCUGCCAUAAUCAUGUGGAAUGAUCACUGCUGGCUCGGGACCGGCAGGGUGAGAUGAGCCAUGGCAUACAUCCAUGCGUUCUCUUGACGUGCGCCAAGAACACACCCAGCCUGUAUUAUGGCUGUUUUUGUCGUGAUGAUGGUGACCUGUACAUAGGAAUGCACGUCGCAUAGGCAUGGAGGUUUUACUGCUGCCUGAGUUCUCGCUGUUGUGCUGCUGUGUGGCUCUCUCCCAUGUGUUUUUAGGUUGUACUGCUAUGUGUUGCUUGGCAUGCUGUCUGACGUUCCGCUCCCGCGUGCCGGCAUCUUCUUUAAAAACUGCACUUAGUUCCAAUUCAAAUCGAGUUCCAAUUCGAUUCCUCCGUUGUCUAACGCUGCCUCCGAUCUAUUUCUAACACUGGCUCGUAUCGCUAACAACGACUCCUAUCUCUCACACUCUCCUAUCCCGAUCACUGCCUUCUAUCUCUAAAUCUGACUCAAAUCUCUAACCCUGUCCACUAUUUCUAACGCUGCCUCCUAUCGCUAACGCAGACUGCUGUUACGGUUGUGCUGUGUAGCGCUCUUGACGUGCGUUCGGGUCGUACCGCGUGUCGUCCUUCACGAUGUCCGACGUUUUGCUCAAUGCGCUCGGAGCUUCCUAAGUUUCUACGGAAGCUCCCAAACGCCUCGAGCGAAACAUCGGACAUUGCGACGGACACCACGGUGCGACCCGAGCGCAACGUUGGAGUGCUGGGCCCCGCGGGCUUUGUGGAAAUCAAUGCGAGAGUCGACGUUCGACCCGUCGAGCUGUGGACAAUCUUCCACGUCCGUGGUUCCUCGUGGCGUUUGGUGGUGGAGGCAACUAUCUGGGUCUCCUCGUUGAGCUGUGGCCUCACAAAAACCAAUGCGGUGCAGACGUCAGAAAAUCCCGGACUGAGUUUCGACUUUGCUGACACUCAACAACCAGGUGUAGCCUCAUUAUAAUAAGUUUGUAUUUAACCAGAAUCAGUCGCACGCCCAGGUACAAACAUUGAGAGGAUGCAUUAUUUUGGGAAACUGAAAUUGGCUGCUUGUAAAUGGCACGUUCACUCUGUAAAUGAUACGAGAAAUGCAAUCCAGAGGUCGCUGGUUCAAUCUCCUGGCGUGGCAGUUGAAAUAAUGGAGCGGGUUUUUUUUAAUCCACCAACACCGCUGCUGUCCACCCAUCACCGUUAAUGGGGUCACCGCAGUCGAUCGGUAGGCCACGUUUAGUGGGGUAAAGUGUGACCAUCGUGGAGGAGUAGGCCAAACACUCUUUAGAGCGCCAUCCACCAGCAGUAGCGAGAGCCAGCCAAUGCAGGGCUGCACCUUCACCCAUCUGUAAAAUAAAAUAUACAUCUGAUCAGGAUACAAACCCUUGAGAUUCACAUCUCAUUGUGAAAACGUGCGCCAUCGGCCCUAAUGCUUGGCAGGAGCUAAGUCUGGUUUGUGUCUCGGCGUGUCUGUGUGUGUUGCUUCUGUUGGGUGCAGUGGUGCAGCAGUUGGCGCACUGCACCACAAACUCCGUGUCCUCUACUCGAUUCCUCGCCACGGCCGUCAUCGUCGGUGCCGAAUACCUGAACCGGGUCCUUGGCCUCGCUUAGUUUGAGUCUGUCAAUUAAUUCCGAACGACUGAAUUUAUCACUGCGCCCCACCACUCCCCACGAACCUUAAGCGGCCGGUGGUACCUGGUGCGAUGUGUAAUAACAUCAGCAUUCGGGAGACCAAGUCGGCUGGGCGUGGUGCCCGCCAGACCACCACCACCUCGUGCGCAGUGCCGCCCUUCACAGUUGCGCUCUAACAGCACUUUCUCCAACGCUCCGUGUUGGGCUACACGGUGGGGGGGGGGGUCUCUAGAGAAUUGUUUUUAUUGAUCACGUGCAUUGUACAGACUUAACCCCCCCCCCCUUUUAAAAUGGCAGAAUUGCAUUGCCGAUUCGCCUUCUGGGUCUCAUCAGCAGCGUCCGACUUGUUAAACAGUCGCGUAAAGAAGGCUCGGGAGGCUCUGGACACGUGGCGAGAAUGAAUGAAGGCAGGCGGAUCCUGGACCCGGGAGAUUUGACGAAAAUGUGGAAAUUAUACAGGAGGGGGAAGACGGAACUGGAUACCAGGGCUAUAUAAUCUAGAGGAAGGAGAUCAAGCCUGAACAGAGUGGUGUUGCAGGCCCCAUUGUCGCAAUGGAGCUGAUGGCAGGAACAUGUUGGAGAGAGACCCAUAAACUUAAGAGACCCCAUUGAUUCACAGACAAUAGAUUACCUUAGAGACUGAUAGCUAGUCGCACAGAGCAAUAGAUUCAUAGAGACCAAACCUUAGACCAAUACUCGCGUAGAGGUCAAUAUAUACACUCAUAGAUUCGCAGAGAGACAAAUAAGAUGUCCUUUGUGACCGAUACAUUCACAUAGCAAUAGAUUCACAACGACAUCCAUAAGGAGUAGGGUAAGACAGAAAAGCAGGUAACAGAUGCAGCCGUAAGAGAUGGCUUAAGAAUUGAGACCACAUGAAGCAGUCAUCGGAGAGCGACAUUUGGCCCAAUCGUUGCUAAUUACGGUCAACCUUUAUUGACCCAGGAGAGCCUCGUCGAGACUUUAGAUUGUUUUCAGGAGGGUCCUGCUAAGUUGUGCGGUGGGUGCAAUGAUAUAUCUUCCCAAUUGAGGAAAAUUUACGGAAUUUUAAAAUGUUUGUCAAUUGCGUGGACCGUAACGCCUGCACGCAUGGCCUACUGCUAAUUUUUUACGAGUCGCAGAAUCAUUAACGUUCACUGGGAAGCAAACGGCACGGAGUAUUUUUGGUUGAUUUGCCGCAGUAUUAACCAGGGCGGCCGCAGUACUCGAACCGCAAAUCUCUGCUCGGUCGUGUCACACCGCCCUUUUACGAUCAUCGUCGUCCACGCUCAAUCCACUGCUAGUUUGCGUGACUCAUGAAUUAAACAAUUGCCCAAGAAUUAGCUUUGUUGGGUUAAAACACGUGGCAACAUCGCCCCUUCCUGGCACACUACCCGUCUGUGAAACAAUGCAUCUCCGUGACGGCUUUGCGCCGUAGGAAUGGCCGAAAUUCCAAACCUGAGUACGUAACAAGGCCAUGCCGAGGUGGUCUAUUCCAUUGCCUUGAAAGCUGUACACACUACGCUUGGGCCCGCAUUCUUAGUCACGGCUCUGGCUCAAGUGGUUUAAGCUGCGCUCACUGUUUACAUGAACUCAGCCGAGCCACGGAUGAGCCCGCUUCCUGCAUCUUUUGAAGCAGCUGAGCGGCUCAAGGCUGAGCCGAGCUUGUGACUCGGAAUGCGGCGCUGAGACAGCGCAUGCUGGGGUGGUGGUGCUGCUGAUGAUGACAAUGGUGGUCAUGGUGAUGACGAUUUUCUGAUCGUUAUUUUUAUUGUUGCUGCGUGUGGGUUCUUGUUUACAAAUGUGUGCAAUGGUCAUAACCGAUGGCCUUGCCCUGGUCCUGGUAUCCAACUCGGCCACCGUGGCUCCCAGGACCUCCUCUGCCUUCCUCCUCCCCGCGCACUCGCGUCGCGGAGAACGAUGUAAAUGCACGCCACUGUGUUUUUUUUUCUCUCCUGAAAUGAAAAAAAGAGUUUUACGUAA
Messenger RNA from Petromyzon marinus (sea lamprey), 8305 nucleotides. The record is from RefSeq and is a predicted model, not a curated record. NCBI's taxonomy places the organism in Eukaryota, Metazoa, Chordata, Hyperoartia, Petromyzontiformes, Petromyzontidae.